GCUCUUCCCUUUUAAUAGUAGAGAGGCAGAGAUACAGAGCAACAGCGAGAGGCAGAGAGAGAGAGCAGGGACUGCCUGGUGACUGCCUUAUGAGAGUGAAAGAGGGAGAGAGGGCAAGCACAGAGGGAGGGAGAGAGAGCGAGGACUGCCUGGAGACUGGCUUGGGAGAGCAACAGAGUGAGAGGGAGAGAGAGCGAUAGAGGGAGAGAGGGAGAGAGAGAGAGAAGGGAAUGAAGCAGAGGUUUGCCGCUCCCUCCGUUCUGCUCAGACACAGGCAGCGCAGCACGGAGCAGGGAAUGAAGACAAACAUCCGUGUGCUCCCCUCCUCCACCUUCUCUUCCUCCGCCAACGCUCCUCGCAGGCAGUCCGACCGGUCGCUGGCUGCUGCCUCUGCAUUCGCAUGCCAAGCGUGUCAGCUGGGUGGCUUGGAGCCGGGGCUCAGCCUGUCUCUCAGACGCCUUUCACCGGCUUGCUAAUCGCCCGACGCACUCCGAGGACCCGGAAACCAAAGGAAGCCUGCCUGGCCGAUGGAGGUGUCGUUGUGAGUUUCCUUCUGUGUCCCUGCGAUUUCAGUGGGAAUAUCUGUGUUUUUAGGGCUUUUUUGUGUGUUUUUUUUUUUUCUUGGUCCCGUCUUUCGUCAACCCCCCACCCCCCCAUCUCCUACCCUCGGGGUGCGUGCUCCAUCACAGACCGCCCGACGUGGGCAUACAGCCACGACCGUGAGUGAUACCCAUCCGUCUCUCCGUCACUGCCGUGUCUGCAAGCGUGCAUUUGUUUUUUUCCCCUCCACAUCAGAAUGGCUUUGCCACUUUUUCAAAAUCCCCGGCUGCAAUUUGCUGUCUGAUCAGCUGUGCCCGUUUGGGUUGGCUGCUCCUUCUGGGUUUCACUGUUUUGCUGGUGGUAUUCUCCUCCUCACUGUUUGAGUGGGCUUAAAUUGGUGAUUUUUUGGCUGUUUUUCCCCUCCUGCAUGGACUACACAGAUGAUUGAACAAUAGAAGAAGCAGAGAGGAGAGGGAAGAAGAAUGCUGUAAAUGGGAAAGGAGGAAACAACCAAGAGGAACUCUGUGAAGGACGAGAGGCACCUACAUAACGCCGCCCCUCUCCCCUCUACAACUGUCCCGGGGGGGGGGGUAUGCACCAUCAGGCGGAAUGUUGAUGGAGUAACUGAAAGAAAGUCCAAUGUUUUUUAUCCUAAACCAUGUUUAAGUGCGGAGCCUGCCUUUUUUGGGCUUCGGAGUAGACAAGAGUGAUGCUGUCGCGGAGGGAGAGGUGCGACCUAAGCCCCCUGGAGUGGGCGAGAGCAGAAUGAAACGCAGGGAGGAGCGUGUGGCGGCAUCCUGAGGUGGCCACACUUGCUGAGCCAUUUAGGAAGCCAGAGAAAGAGAGGGAGGGAAAGAGGGCAUGCAAUAAGGAGAGGGGCAGUCUUGUCACCCGACUGCUCCGUUUGCCCUCCUCCUCGUUUUGGCUAGAAAACAACACAGUCCCGCUUCACCUGUUCAACCUGGCUGUGAACUUUGACCACUGAGGGAGAGAAACAAGGGGACCCUCUGUGGCCUUGUUAAGAGAGUCUCCCGGUCAUCGCCUAAUCAGCCCAGGCAUCAGGCCAUCCUCGCGCUGGGGCAGAGGAUUCCGGCUCUGUGUGGCUAUGCACACCGCUGUGCUGUCCCGCUGUGACCGGUUGCAGCCCGUCUGCUGAAGCCUGCCCCAAUGUCGCGAGCCGGAGCACUGCAGCGCCGUACCACCUACCUCAUCUCCCUCACCCUCGUCAAGGUCGAGGCCCUGGGGGCCUCAGAGGAGGGGGAGUUGCCUUCUCCCACACAAUGGAAGGAAGAGGAUGAUGAGGCAAUGACAGGAGGAAAGGAGAGCUCUGCCAGGCCCCGGGAAGAGAGGGUUAAACCGCAGAGGAGAGGGCGUCGGCCACCCAGCCCUGCUAAGGACGGGGCACCCAUCGAGGAUGGGGAAGGGGAGAGGGCACUCCCUGUGGCCCAGGUGGAGGGUGUGAGCUGCAAUUUGGUUGAGGGCAGAGGAGGUGGAAUAGAGGAAGGGGUGCAGAGGGAGGACACCCCAAGACCAAAGCCCGUCAUUGGGACCUUACAGUCCUGUGCGUCCAUGGGCGUGGCUCAGCCAGGCCACACCCCUAAUAAUGAUGUUCCCCUCCGGAUUAGCCAACACCCAGGGGCUCUGGUGAAGGCCCACGGUGGCACAAUGAGUUGCCAUGACCUGAAGGAGGUGAAGGAGGCCAUCCCUGCCUCUGCCAAGAGCCUGGACCACAAGGACGGGGGCCGGCCGUUGGGGUCAGCGGAGCCAGGGCCCAGCCCGGCCUUCUGGGCUGACAGUGAGGGGACAGCCAAACUACAGUGCAGGGGUGGGGCUAUGGGGUCUGGGCAGUUCAGUCCCAGGGCAGAGAGGUUAAAGAUGGGGUCUGCCUCUCUCCCUGCCCCCGUCAGUGUCAUCCCCAAGCCCCCACGCAAAGGCAAGAGCCGGACCCUGGACAACAGUGACCUGCACACUCUGUCUGAGGACCUGCGCUGGGGCAGGGAGGGGCACACUGCUGCCCCUCCCCAGGCCCAGUCCCAGCGUGGCUCCGCCCGCGACCGCAAGAUGCUGAAGUUCAUCAGCGGGAUUUUCACCAAGAGCACUCCGGUCCCUGUGGUCAGUGCGGCCACCUCCCCGCCACUCUACACCUCUGUGCAGAGGGAGUCCAGUGACGAGGAAGCGGCCUGUGCCAACAGCCAGGAAUGGACCAUGAGCCGCUCAAUCCCAGAGCUUCGGCUGGGAGUGCUGGGAAGUCUUCGGAGUGCCAAAUCUGCCCUCAUCAAUAGGUACAUGACGGGCAGUUACCUUCCCCUGGAGUCUCAGGAAGAGGCAAGGUAUAAGAAGGAGGUGCUGGUUGAUGGACAGAGUCACCUUCUGCUAAUCAGGGAGGAAACUGGGCCUCCAGAUGCGCAGUUCAGUGCCUGGGUGGAUGCAGUUAUCCUGGUGUUCAGUUUGGAGAACGAGUCCAGUUUCCAGGAGGUGUACAAGAACUAUAGUCAGCUGACCGCACACCGCAACACCGCUGAUGUCCCAUUAAUCGUGGUGGGAACACAGGACAAGAUCACCAGCACAAAUCCGCGGGUGAUCGAGGACGCUCGGGCUCGGCAGCUGUGCUCCGACGUGCGCCGUUGCACCUACUAUGAGACCUGUGCCACCUACGGGCUCAACGUCAACCGUGUCUUCACCGAGGCUACACAGAAGAUAGUAGCUGUGAAGAAGCAAGCUGCUCUGCUGGCCUCCUGCAAAUCCCUGCCCAACUCCCCCAGUCACUCAGGGGGGUUGACCCCCAUUUCAGGAGCUUUUCCUGGACAGACCAGCAAUGGAGGCCAGAGCAGUGACUAUUCCUCCUCUCUGCCCUCCACCCCUGUGGUCAGCCACAAGGAGCUGCGAGGGGUUGUAGCGGGAGAUGGAGGGGGGAGUGCCAUCCCUGGGCCCCAGCGUGGCACCCUCCGGCGAAAGACAUCCCGCUUUCCGAACCGGAGAGGCAGUGACUCGGAGAAGAGGAGUGCUGACGGUAAAGGUGACUUGGGCAGUGGAAGGGCAAUCCCCAUCAAACAGAGCAUCCUGUUGAAGCGCAGUGGGAACUCACUGAACAAAGAGUGGAAGAAGAAGUACGUCACACUGUCCAACAACGGGGUGCUGUCAUACCAUUCGAGCGCCAAUGAUUACAUGCUGAAUGCCCACGGGAAGGAAAUGGACCUGCGGCGAGUGACAGUGAAAGUGCCGGGGAAGCACCCGCCUCGCGCUAUUAUUUCCUGUGGCUCUGCCCCCGGCAUCAAUGGACUGGUGAAGGACGUGUCCGGCCCUGACGGAGGCACAGCUGCAGCUCCCCCAUUUCCCAGCAGUCUGCUGCCGUUGGAGGAGGUGGGCGGGGCAGGUGUGUCACCGCGAGGGGACAGAGGAGUGCAGCGCUGUCCCUCCUCGCUUUCCAGCAAGGGGCAGAGCAUCGACUCCUCCACAGAAGGCAUGCACAGCCUGCCUGCUGCGAAAGACCCCCCACCCUCCUCCCCAAUGAUCGACCGAAAGAAACACAGGAGGAAGAAGAGUAUGAACCAGAAGGGUGACGCAGCCAUUGGACAAGCUGAGGCCAAGCGCAAAAUGUGGAAACUAAAAAGCUUCGGUAGUUUGAGAAACAUUUACAAGACAGAUGAGGAGAAUUUCGACUUCAUGGUGGUGUCCAGCACAGGGCAGACCUGGCACUUUGAGGCCCAGAGUUUGGAGGAGCGGGACGUCUGGGUCCAGGCCAUUGAAAGGCAGAUUCUGGCCAGUCUGCAGUCCUGCGAGAGCAGCAAGAACAAGGCACGGAGGAACAGCCAAAGUGAGGCUGUGGCGCUGCAGGCCAUUCGCAAUGCCAAGGGUAACAGUCUCUGUGUGGACUGUGAAGCACCCAACCCUACCUGGGCCAGCCUCAACCUGGGUGCGUUGAUCUGCAUUGAGUGCUCGGGCAUCCACCGCAACCUGGGGACGCACCUGUCGCGCGUGCGAUCGCUUGACCUGGAUGACUGGCCACGGGAGCUGACGCUGGUCCUCACCGCCAUUGGCAACCACAUGGCCAACAGCAUCUGGGAGAACCGCACCCUAGGCCGCCAAAAGCCCACGCCCGACGCCACACGGGAGGAGCGGGAGUCGUGGAUCCGGGCAAAGUACGAACAGCGGGCGUUUGUGGCGCCCCUGCCCGCUGCGGGUGAGGGCACAGACACCACCAUGUCGGUGCGGCUGCUCUCUGCUGUCACCCAGAGGGACCUCCCGAGGCUACUCCUGCUGCUUGCCCACAGCACCAAGGAUGAGAUCAACGUCCCGCCAGUGGUCCCACCCAAUGGCGCCGCCCAGCAGCCUCACUAUGCUCUGCACGCCGCCUGCCAGCUUGCUGACGUUGCCAUGACCCAGCUGCUUGUCUGGUACGGCAGUGAUGUGACUGCGCGGGAUGCUCAGGGCCAGACUGCCUUGGUGCUGGCCCGCCGUGCGAGGAGCCAGGAGUGCGUCGACAUCCUGCUGCAGCACGGCUGCCCUAACGAAGCCCCGCCGACUGCCCUCACACCCGCCCUCUCCCGCAAGAGCAACAUCACCAGCCUCAGCCGUACCAGCUCCAAGAGAGGGGUGUCCUAACCCUCCCCCCCGCAGGGCCAGCAGAGGAUGGGGUGGGGGAUGAACACUCCUCUGCACGGACAAACACCCACCUGGCCAGGAGGGAGAUGGAUUUACAAUGUUCUCACCAGAGGUGCACUGUGCUCAAGGAUGUUUAUCUGCAUCUGUGUGUGUGUGUGUGUGUGUGUGUGUGUGCAUGAAUGUGAAAAAAACACUGUCAUCCCAGUAGGUUCAGGGCACUGCAUUCCAAGGGUGAUAACCCCAGAGUUGUUGUGACGGGGAGAGAAAGACAAAGCUUCAUACAACCAACUGGAAAAACACGAUAAAAAAUAGGACUCACUGCUGUAAACCCUGUCCUUGUGUAAACGACAUAGAAGCAUUGUGCUGUGCAAUGAAGAAGCAAUACAUUUUUGUCACUGAUGUGCAUGCGUCACCUUGCCUGCAACCACACUGUGUUCGAGACACAGAAGAGAGCAGAAGCCGUACAGACAUGCAGUGUGCCAUGCAGUGUGCAGCAGAGGUGCCUCACUGGGUGGCUACCAACACUGUGACUGUGACUGGGAGAGAGUGACCAGGGCCCUGGUUUCCGAGUGUUGGCACUUAGAGAGAGAAAGAGAGUAAGCUGGAUAUGUGAAGCUUCUAACAUCUGUUGUGGACUUUGUUUUCAGACCUCUUCCUGAAAGGAGGUUUUGUUUGACUGUCAGGUUUUCUGCAGGAGCUUCGGAACCUGCAGAGGAGAAAGUGUUAAACUUCAGAGGACUGGAGGACUAUGUGUGUGUAUGUACGUAUGUGUGUAUAUGUGUAUUUUUAAAUGCG
Messenger RNA from Megalops cyprinoides (Indo-Pacific tarpon), 5937 nucleotides. RefSeq names its product arf-GAP with GTPase, ANK repeat and PH domain-containing protein 1-like. Lineage: Eukaryota; Metazoa; Chordata; Actinopteri; Elopiformes; Megalopidae. The record is from RefSeq and is a predicted model, not a curated record. Gene Ontology annotation, cellular component: nucleus. The coding region runs from base 1708 to 5142 and encodes 1144 amino acids. Gene Ontology annotation, molecular function: GTPase activator activity; protein binding; GTP binding. The transcript has 19 exons.